This is a messenger RNA of Haliotis rubra (blacklip abalone), 1642 nucleotides long. RefSeq names its product toll-like receptor 4. Gene Ontology annotation, biological process: immune response; toll-like receptor signaling pathway. The record is from RefSeq and is a predicted model, not a curated record. The transcript is spliced from 2 exons. NCBI's taxonomy places the organism in Eukaryota, Metazoa, Mollusca, Gastropoda, Lepetellida, Haliotidae. Gene Ontology annotation, molecular function: protein binding; transmembrane signaling receptor activity. Bases 239 to 1609 code for a protein of 456 amino acids. Gene Ontology annotation, cellular component: membrane.
GUUGACACUCUUGGACUUGUCGCAUAAUAAGAUUCAUGAAAUUCAAGAUGGAGCUUUUGAGGGAGCACAGGAGCUACUGACGCUUUUCUUACAUGAUAAUGCUCUGAACUUUUCAAAUUCUUACGCAAAGAUAUUCAAACCCCUUAGAAAACUAGAAAAUCUAACUCUUCAUUACAACAACUUGUCCGAUUAUGCUGAGGAAGUAUUGAGCGAUCUUAGUUCUCUGCAACAGUUAAAGAUGGAUGGACUCCAAAACAGAUCCUUUGGCCCUGGAUAUUGGAAUCUCUCACAGCUCCAUACGCUGAUGUUAUCUGGUAGAUGCAACAUUCAAUGGUUAAUCAAGGACACUUUCAGGAAUGUAAUCCAUUUACGAAAACUCAAUGUUUCUUCUUGCAACGUAACCACAAUAGAGGCGGAUGCACUGACACCCUUGAAGAACCUAACAAUGCUGGACAUAUCUAAGAAUCGCGCAUUGAAACUAGGAGGUCUUGAAAAUAUAACGUAUGGCUUAAAGGACACAACCAUUCGAAAACUUUUUGUCAAUGAGAUAAUGAAUAUCCGAACGAUCUGCAAUAUUAUUCAAGCAAAGCACAUAAGGAACCUGCAGAAUACAUCAAUUUUGGAAAUACAUGCAAAUGGUAACGGUCUUUCCGGAUUUAGUGAGAAAACGUUUGAGGUGCUGCCGCCAUCACUAAAACGUGCUUACCUUCUGUUUAAUCGAUUUUCAUCUGGCCCUUACAUAUAUGACCUCCAACACCUCCUUGGCCUUGAAGUGUUGAUUUUGAAUGGUAAACCUGAUUCCUCUCGCAUAAUUCCCUAUGGGACAUUUUUGCCGCGUCGGGCAAUACACAUGAAUUAUAAGCUUCGUGUACCCAACAUGAAUAAUAUACAGGUAAAAUGUGCUAAUACUUCAGACGGUAUUGAUAAUCACGAGGAUGAGUUUCUCCAAACCUUGUCCUCAGGACUGCAUCGUUUUAGAACCAGUCAUAAACAUCCCUUUCCUGUCCCGCCCCAUUUAAGAAAGUUCGAGUACACAUAUUCUGAACUGUCAGCCUUCCUUUUCUUUAUGACCUUAGUCGUUAUUCUUUCAGCUAUAGCAUAUCGAUAUCGAUGGAAGCUUUCUUACUGGUAUUUUGCUACCAGAUUACGGUUCAAAGUAGAUAAAACCAAUGAACCUGAAUAUGAUUACGACGCAUUUGUGUCCUUUGCUGAGGAGGACAGAACUUUUGUUUUUGAGGAAUUAAUUCCAUCCUUGGAGACAGAGAAAGGAUUGCAUUUGAAUAUUCAUAGUCGGGAUUUCCUACCAGGGAGACCUAUUGCCGAGAGUAUUAUUGACGUUAUACAAAGAAGUCGGAAGACAGUGUUGGUACUGACCCCAGAGUUCUUGAAGAGCACGUGGUGCAGAUAUGAGCUGCAGAUGGCCAACAUGGAAAGUGUCACAACUGAUAGAGACAUCCUGUUGAUCCUGGUAAUAAAACAUAUCCCCAAAUGUGAUAUUCCACCUGAAAUCUUCUACCAUUUACACAAUAACACGUAUCUAGAAUACCCGGAUGAUGGACAGACUGACUUAUUUUGGACGACUUUGUCACAUUCGAUCAAAACGACUUAAAGUGUAUUAAGUUCACAAUGUAUGAUAAUCGCU